Molecule: messenger RNA, 975 nt
Organism: Coccidioides posadasii C735 delta SOWgp
Lineage: Eukaryota; Fungi; Ascomycota; Eurotiomycetes; Onygenales; Onygenaceae
Source: RefSeq, a predicted model, not a curated record
AUGGCGGUACCCGGUCCCACGCUCCGCCGCCUCAUGAAAGAAGCCCAAGAGCUCUCCGAGUCCUCCUCCUCCCCAUCACCAUACUUCCACGCGCACCCCAUCUCCGACUCCAACCUCCUCGACUGGCACUUCACCCUCGCCGGACCCCCCUCGCCCUCCCCCUACGCCAACGGCAUCUACCAUGGCCGCAUCAUCCUCUCCCCGCAGUACCCGCUCCGCCCGCCGUCGUUCCGAUUUCUCACCCCCUCCGGCCGCUUCGAAGUUAACCGCGAGAUAUGUCUGAGUAUUAGCGGACACCAUGACGAGACGUGGCAGCCCGCGUGGGGGAUUCGCACAGCGCUGACGGCGAUACGCAGCUUUAUGGAUGGGGAUGCGAAGGGCCAGAUUGGUGGGAUUGAGGCGAGGGAGGAGGUGAGGAGGGAUUGGGCGAGGAGGAGUCGGGAGUGGAGGUGUGAGGUGUGUCCUGGGAGGAAGACGAACGAGGAGGUUUUGAAGGCGUGGUGGGAGGUGUGCAAGAAGAAGGGCGUGGCGGUGGAGGAGCAGGAGGAUCAGGCGGUGGGGAGCAAUGGGGCGGAGAGGCUGCCGGAUGGGUUGAGGGUGGUUUAUCGCGAUGAGUUGGGGAAGAGUGAGUCUUCGAUGAGCUUGCGAGAGCGUGCGCAGGAGCAUAUGACGCUGGCGGACUCCUCGGGCGAUGCUGGGACUGUGCAGGUCGAAAUAGCAUCUCGUGCUUCGAUAAUACCUGAAACUCAUUCUACUCCUGCUCCGCCUGCGUCUUCUGCGACUACGAGCGUUCGUGAACGCAGGUCAAGGCCUCGAACCCAGGCAUCUACAACUUCUACUACGAACAUCACCGCCACCACUCAAUCCACCGAUGGUCCUUGGCUAGACAGAGCUAUAGUUGCUGUCAUAAUCGCCCUGGCGCUGAUGGUCCUGAAGAAGAUAUUCUACUCCGCUUCAAAUGAAGAGCGAUUCUAG